Molecule: messenger RNA, 1168 nt
Organism: Cherax quadricarinatus
Lineage: Eukaryota; Metazoa; Arthropoda; Malacostraca; Decapoda; Parastacidae
Source: RefSeq, a predicted model, not a curated record
UUAUCUUGGACACAACCUGAGCGACAGUGUUAACACCUGCAAGUGCUGUAGGUAGCAGACGCACUACAAGUUGCUCUCACCAACCCAAGAAAGUUGUAUUUGCAGGAGCCAUCACUAGACUUUGUACUCUCAUCCUCCUGCUUGGUAACUCCUACAAGUAACAUAAUACCAUUAAAACCAUCAUGAAGCAUAAUUCAACCUUCCUCUUCAUCAGUGUUGUGGUGCUCUCAGUACUGGCACAUACUUGUAUAGGUGAGCCGUGUCCUGGGGAUCACAAGUGUACUGGCAUGGGUUAUAUGAUAGUAGACGAAGUAACUGGUGAAGCUGGCUUCUGCGUAGCCCCUAACACCGUCCCUCUUUGUGCAGGCGUUGAUAUAAACGGAACUAAAUUGGCUACCACGACCCCUAAUCCAGAAGAAACCACCACUACCACCACACCUACUACCACCAUCACCACACCUACUACCACCAUCACCACUCCAACUACCACCACCACCACUCCAACUACCACCACCACUACCACUCCUACUACUACCACCACCACCACUCCUACUACCACUACCACCACUCCUACUACCACCACCACCACCACUCCAACUACCACCACCACUACUACUACUACCACCACCACUCCUACUACCACCACCACCACACCUACUACCACCAUCAUCAUUCCAACUACCACCACCACUACCACGCCUAGCUGUGAGGUUGCAUCGUGUGUUAAUAAAGUAGCAGGAGUGUAUGCCUACCCUGAGUGUAAGUGUGAGAAGUACUACACUUGUAACAACCCAGCAUCAGGCUCAGGCGGCCUUAUCCUCCGUCAGUACAGUUGUACUGGUGGUCAGGUGUUCGACAUAAGCACUUUAUCUUGCGUAACUAACACACUAGUCUGUCCACAUGCUUAUGCUUGAUCCUGUGUUAUAAUUUUCCAUUUUUGUCCUCUUUUAUCAAGUAAUUUAUUACAUUAUUAGAGAAGGAUAAAUGACGCCUAUAAUAAUACUAACUGUAUCCCUUGUUAGUUUCUCAAUAUUUUAUCUUUAUUACGAGGACAAAACUGCACAUAAAAAUAUUGAAGAAUAUAAUGAAACAAAGACUUAUGUAACGUGAGCACAACAUUCCCGUGUUAAUACUUCUCUGUUAUACCAAUAAAGCCUAAGUAUCAAUU